This is a messenger RNA of Hibiscus syriacus, 1813 nucleotides long. RefSeq lists its product as uncharacterized. Lineage: Eukaryota; Viridiplantae; Streptophyta; Magnoliopsida; Malvales; Malvaceae. The transcript is spliced from 7 exons. Bases 594 to 1685 code for a protein of 363 amino acids. The record is from RefSeq and is a predicted model, not a curated record.
AAAUUGGAAUUUAAAUAUUCGAAACAUAGUAUUGAUGGAUAGUGAUUCCAAUGUACCUGUCUUAAAAGAGAAUCCUGAAUUUCGCUGAAAGCCAUGGUUUAGUGCUAAGAAUUUGUCUCAAGAUUGUUUCAUUUAUGCUUAAAUCUUGUAUCUGGCAUUGCCUUAAAUAUUAGCUUCAUUUGAUUAAUUGUUUCGAAGGUUUGUCUUUGGGGAUUAUUGCUAAUUUUAUCUUAUUGUAGGAGUUCUUCCAAGGUUUCCAAUUUAAUUAAGGGUCUGUUUUUUCUUAUCUUUGGUACAUAAGAUUACUUUGUUGCAACUCUUCUUUUCUUGAAGUACUAAUAUCCAACACCUCUGUUGGGCACUUUUUCGGAGAUGAGUGUGAUUAUAUGAUCCUCCAAGGAAUCUUCAAAUUUAUGGAAAAAAUUAGAAGAAAAUGCAAUGCAGUCAAGAAACUGAUACCUAAGUGCCUGUGUUACACUUUCUCGGUCGUGAGUGUCAGAUUGCAAGUAUAUCAAUUUUUGUUUUUUUAGUUUUGGUGGUCAUGUCUCCAUACCCAUAUUGGAACAUGUGUCAAAUAUGGGCAUUUAAGAAAAAUGAAAACUCAGGGCAACAUAACUAAAAGCUAUAGUAGUUAUCAAAGUAUCUUGCUGCCAAGCAGAGAUGUGAGAAUGGAAGGGGGAAAAAUAAGCAUAGAUAUUCCCAGGGAUGGAAAAUCCAAGGUUCUUGAUCCAGUAUUUUCUGUCUUUCUUGUUCAACUUCCACACAAACUUCAAAACUGUCUUAAGCUCAAGAGAUUAGCUAAAUAUGGUGACAAAAUAAAACCGGUGAACUCUUUUAUUGAGAAGAAGAACCGUUUAUCUACCGGAUUGUGGACAGAUCGUGAGAAACAAUUGCAAGCUUGGAGAGGAAAUCCUUCAUGGGUCCAUCCACCUCCUGAAAUAGAGGUCAGUGUAGGGAAAGGCUCUCUUUGCCACCUUAAGGCAACAGCUGAUAUCGGGUUGCCCCCAGAUGAGGUGUAUAACAUUGUUACUGAUCCUGAUAACAGGAGAGUUUUCAAAAACGUUAAGGAAGUGAUAUCAAGAAAAGUUUUAAUCGAUGAAGGUAAAAGACAGGUGGUCGAAGUGGAACAAUCAGCUAUCUGGAGAUUCCUUUGGUGGUCAGGAACCAUCUCGGUUCAUGUUCUAGUGGAUCAAAACAGAGAAGAUCACACGAUGAGGUUCAAACAAAUGAGCAAUGGAUUCAUGAAAAAAUUCGAAGGUUACUGGCGAGUCGAACCACUUUUUGUCGACGAGGAAAUCUGUUUUCCUUUCAAACCGAAAACAUUAUCAGAGUAUUGUUCAUGUACUGGAGGUAAAGGAAGGAUUGGGACAAAGGCGAGCUUAGACCAACUGAUUCAACCAGCCAUCGCUCCUCCCCCACCCAUUUCUUGGUAUCUAAGUGGAAUACCUGCGAAAACCACUGAGAUGCUGAUAAACGAUCUACUUGCCGAAGCCGACAGUAUCAAGGGCAGCCGUAACUCGGAAAUCUUGGACAAGGAGCUUCGGUUAUCAAAGAAAAUAAACGAACAUCGUUACCAACCCGAACAAGCCUGUGAUAUUAAAGGAAGAUGGAAGUCACAUCGGAGGAAUCGGAAGUUGUUGCAGCGUCGUAAGAAGCUGUUCACAUAUGAAUCCUCAAGUUUCUGAUUUGUUCGAAUUCAUCUGUAUUUUGUUGCGUCAAUGCUAUAUGAAAUUUGUUCAAUAACUUUGUAAUGAUAUCUCCAUUUGGACAUUUGUAACACUUUCAGAUUUUAAGCAAUCUUCCAAUCUUCUUC